Messenger RNA from Cuscuta europaea, 836 nucleotides. NCBI's taxonomy places the organism in Eukaryota, Viridiplantae, Streptophyta, Magnoliopsida, Solanales, Convolvulaceae. The record is from the annotation of a GenBank genome assembly.
CAUGCCACUGAAUCAUUGUAUGCCUUCCCCGCCAUCAAUCCACACAGUAUUUCCUCCAAUUGAAUCCGCCGCCAGUCCGCAACCAAGGAGGAGCAACGGUGACUAUAAACCUCCUCUUGCACACCCACCUAAUUAAUCAAGGCCGUAUGAGCAAUAAAAGAUAGAUGGACAGUCCAUGGGGCUACCAUAGUACCAGCGGCAACAACUCAGAAAAAUAACAUCCAUCCAUGUUCGCUCCAAAACUUCCGGCGUCUCCUUCGUUAAACCCAUCUGGGCAGCAGGGGGUAAAAACCAUAUUCAUGGAUUCGGUGAGGCGACUGCUGCACCAUUCGUCAUAAAUCACAGGCGGCAUUGUUAUGAAGUUGGGGCGACGGGCUGCAUUUGGUGAAGUUAGGAUGCGGCGGCAGUGGGUGAAGACGGCGUACAAACCCGCCGAAGAAGAAGGAUUCGGCGCACUGAGAAUCGGGGUAAAGAAGAAAGGAACGUGGGAAUGGAAGAAAGAGAAAGAAAUAAAGAAGUUGCAGAUCUGCUUGCACGCAUACAUAGACCCGGCCGGGAAGAAGAAGAAAGGGGGAACCGGAAGAAAGAAAGGGAAAGAGAAAGAUAGAGAGAAAGAAGGAAAAGAAAAUGAAAAAUCCAGGUCAGCACCAUUGUAUAAAAUUACCGGUUGAUCGGUUGCAAACCUAUUAAAAAGUUUAUUUGAUUUUUUUUUAAGUUGGAGUGCUUGAUUGAGUGUGUUUUAGUAUGAGGAUUUAAUUGACUUUUUCAGCAUAGUACAAGGGUCUAUUUGACAGUUUUCUCUUUAUUUUUCUAUCAAAAUCAUCUGCCUAGUUAAU